AUGGAUAAAAUCUUGACUAAAUUUGAAAAGGAUGUGGCUGUGAUGAAGCGACUUAUGGCCCCGGGUGAUGAUGAUAUUGAUGAAAUGGUUGUCAAUGACACCUCACCAAACUUUCUAGUUGUUGUGCCCGUUGUUCUGCUGAAUGUUGUAUAUCCUGAUGCUUACUUUGAGGGGGAGGUUCCUCAAGGAACUAGUAGUGACAUUGAUUCUAACAACAAUCAGUUCAAUCCUCGAAUGAGGAAGGCUUCCUUCUCAGGGGGAGCUCAUGACGAAGUUGGAAGUUCUACUAUUGGUGAUCCUUCAACACCCCUCCUUCCAAGAGAAGAAAACUCAUUUUUUUAUUUGAAUGAGUUAGCUAAAAUAUGGAGAUUACCCAUUGAAGAAGUUAGAGAAAUCAUGUUAGAUUAUAAAUGUUGCUAUUCGACAAAAGAAAGAAGCUAG
Molecule: messenger RNA, 441 nt
Organism: Lactuca saligna
Lineage: Eukaryota; Viridiplantae; Streptophyta; Magnoliopsida; Asterales; Asteraceae
Source: the annotation of a GenBank genome assembly